Messenger RNA from Xiphophorus maculatus (southern platyfish), 953 nucleotides. RefSeq names its product gastrula zinc finger protein XlCGF49.1-like. Bases 57 to 878 code for a protein of 273 amino acids. Gene Ontology annotation, biological process: regulation of transcription by RNA polymerase II. The transcript has a single exon. The record is from RefSeq and is a predicted model, not a curated record. NCBI's taxonomy places the organism in Eukaryota, Metazoa, Chordata, Actinopteri, Cyprinodontiformes, Poeciliidae. Gene Ontology annotation, cellular component: nucleus. Gene Ontology annotation, molecular function: RNA polymerase II cis-regulatory region sequence-specific DNA binding; DNA-binding transcription factor activity, RNA polymerase II-specific.
UCUGCAUCAGUCAGGAUGAAGAUCAGCAUGAACUGAAACAGGAGACUGAGACCUUUAUGGUGACGAUAUUUAGUGAGGAAAAAUACAAUAAAGAACCAGAACCAGAUGGAAACAAACAUGACAACCAGGAUCAGGAAAAAUUGGAUAGAGAUGAAGAGUUGAAACAAAAUCAGAAAACCACAAAUAAGUCAAAACGAAAAGGACACAAAAAGAUGCACCGAGAUAAAAACCUGUAUUUUUGCAACAUUUGUGAAAAAUGUUUUUCUACUAGUAGCAACUUGAAUAUGCAUUUGAAAAUUCACACAGGUGAGAAGCCUCACUCAUGCCUGACCUGCGGAAAAAGCUUCAGUCAAAGAUGUCAUAUAAAGCUACACACCAGAAUUCACUCAGGGGAAAAGCCUUUCUCAUGUGUGAUCUGUGGAAGCAGUUACAGUCAAAAUCAUUUUCUAACUUGUCACAUGAAAGUUCACACGGGUGAGAAGCCUUUUCUAUGUCUAACAUGUGGCAAAAGUUUCACCAUGAAAACUCUUCUGAAUAAGCACCAGAGAACUCACACAGGUGAGCGACCGUUCUCAUGUGAUGAUUGCGGCAAAGGUUUUACUCAAAAAUCCCAUCUAACAUAUCACUUCAGAACUCACACGGGAGAGAAGCCUUUCCCAUGCAGUACUUGUCGAAAAAGUUUCAGCCUCAAAAUAACUUUAAGUAGGCACAUGAGAAUCCACAUUGUUGAGAGGCCUUUUCAAUGUUUGACGUGUGGGAAAAGCUUCAAUGAGGAACAGCAGCUAACGCUCCACAUGAGCAACCAUGCGGGUGAAAAACCUUUCCAAUGUGUGACCUGUGGAGAAAGAGAAAGUAAUCCUAAAAGAAAAUUUAACUGAUCACCUGAGAAGCCACAUAGGUGAAAAUCCCUUCUUAUGCAUGAUCUGCGGAAAAGGUUUCAGUCUACUGAGUGA